This is a messenger RNA of Eucalyptus grandis, 1959 nucleotides long. RefSeq names its product anaphase-promoting complex subunit 6. Lineage: Eukaryota; Viridiplantae; Streptophyta; Magnoliopsida; Myrtales; Myrtaceae. Bases 82 to 1719 code for a protein of 545 amino acids. The transcript is spliced from 16 exons. Gene Ontology annotation, biological process: cell division. Gene Ontology annotation, molecular function: protein binding. The record is from RefSeq and is a predicted model, not a curated record.
CCGAAAAUUCACUCUUUCUUCCGUUCGCAAUCUCUCUCUCUGUCGAUCGGCGUUCAGAUCGGAGCGGCGACGGCGGAGGAGAUGAGGGAGGAAGAGGUAGAGAAGCUGCGGGGGGUGGUGAGGGACUGCGUGACCAAGCACCUCUACUCGUCGGCCAUCUUCUUCGCCGACAAGGUCGCCGCUUUCACCCGCGACCCCGCCGACGUCUACAUGCAGGCCCAGGCCCUCUUCCUCGGCCGCCACUACCGCCGCGCCUUCCACCUCCUCAACGCCUCCAAGAUCGUCCUCCGCGACCUCCGCUUCCGCUACCUCGCCGCCAAAUGCCUCGAGGAACUGAACGAGUGGGAUCAGUGUCUGCUGAUGCUCGGCGAUGCCAAGGUGGACGAACAUGGGAAUGUGUACGACACGAAGGAAACUAAUGCCAUGUACUUAGAUAAGGAUGGGGAGGACCGCGAGAUCAAUAUAUCUUCAGCUAUAUGCUUUUUGAGAGGCAAGGCAUAUGAGGCUCUGGAAAAUCGUUCCCAAGCCCGGCAAUGGUACAAAGCCGCUGUAAAAGCCGAUCCUCUCUGUUAUGAGGCUUUGGAAUGUCUUAUCAACAAUCACAUGCUUUCAAGUGAAGAAGAAGCCAGUUUACUUUCAUCACUGCAUUUUGGUCCAGAAGAUGAAUGGCUCUCUUCUUUCUAUUCAUGCCUGAUAAAGAAGUAUGACAAAGAGAAUGUUGUGGAGGCCAAGUUUAAAGAACUUGAGAAUGAAAGUUACAGUAGUAAUCCUUCUGAGCAAUCUUUCAUGCGGACCCUGAAGAAUGAUACUGAUCUAAUGGCAUGCAAAGCUGAAUACUAUCAUCAGUGUGGUGAAUAUCAGAAAUGCUUUGAAUUGACUUCCAUACUGCUCGAGAAAGAUCCCUUCCAUAUGAAAUGUACUCUGGUGCAUUUAACAGCUGCUACUGAACUUGGUCAUUCAAAUGAACUUUACCUUAUGGCAUGCAACUUAGUGAAGGACUAUCCCCAAAAGGCUCUGUCAUGGUUUGCUGUCGGUUGCUACUAUUAUUGCAUUAAGAAGUAUGACCAGUCACGGCGAUAUUUCAGCAAGGCUACAAACCUGGAUGGUACAUUCCCUCCUGCUUGGAUUGGUUAUGGAAAUGCUUAUGCUGCUCAAGAUGAAGGGGAUCAGGCUAUGUCUGCAUAUCGCACUGCUGCUCGUUUGUUUCCUGGGUGCCAUUUGCCGACAUUAUACAUUGGGAUGGAGUACAUGAGAACACAUAGUUUUAAACUUGCUGAGCAGUUUUUCAUGCAGGCUAAAACAAUCUGCCCAUCGGACCCUCUUGUAUAUAACGAAUUAGGAGUUGUUUCCUAUCACAUGAAAGAGUAUAACAAAGCUGUUCGGUGGUUUGAGAAAACUUUGGCUCACAUUUCAUCUUCUUUAAGUGAAAUGUGGGAACCCACUGUUGUUAAUCUAGCUCAUUCAUACAGAAAAUUAAAGAUGUACAAUGAAGCAAUAUUGAACUAUGAGAAAGCUCUGGCGUUAUCCACAAGAAGCGUGUGCACUUAUGCUGGUAUUGCUUACACUUACCAUUUGCAGGACAACUUCACGGCAGCUAUUACAUAUUAUCACAAAGCUUUGCGGUUAAAACCAGAUGAUCAAUUCUGCACUGAGAUGUUAAGUUUGGCUCUUAUCGAUGAAUGCCGUCGUGGUGUAGACUCGAAGUUCGAGUACCGUUAAGAUGAGGGGGUUGGUUGAUCUCAUCUGUGGAGUUGUUGUACGUGCUUUGUAAUUACAGGAAAAAGAGGAUGACAUAGGGUUAUUUUGGGUUGCUUUAUUUUUCUGUACUCUAGAGUCUACAAACAUGUCAGGCAUGCCUUUGUCUCUGUAACCUUGUCAAUUUCUUCUUCUUCCUUUUCAUUUGCCAUAGUCCUGUAACAUUAUCUAUAUGUGAUUAAUAAAAUUAUAUGUUGCUCUCAA